AUGGCUGUUAAAGCUUUUCUCGUCUAUAUUAUUGUAUUAUCACGGCUUAUAAUGGGCCAAUUAUCAUAUAUACAUCCGGGACAGUAUGGCCUUACUGGUAAUAAUGAUAUGUUUCAACAACAACAACAACAAAUGCAUCAACAACAGCAACUUCCAAUGCAUCAACAGCAACAGCAACUUCCAAUACAUCAGCAACAGCAGCAACUUCCGAUACAUCAGCAACAACAGCAACUUCCAAUACAUCAGCAACAACAGCAACUUCCAAUACAUCAACAACAACAGCAGCAACAUCAAAUACCUCCUCACCAGCAACAACAACAACAACAACAACAGCCAGUGCAAAUGCAUCCUCAACAACAACAGCCAGUACAAAUGAAUCCUCAGCAACAACAGCCAGUACAAAUGCUUCCUCAACAACAACAGCCAGCACAAAUGCACCCUCAACAACAACAGCCAGUGCAAAUGCUUCCUCAACAACAACAACAACAACAGCCAGUACAAAUGAAUCCUCAACAACAACAGCCAGUGCAAAUGCAUCCUCAACAACAAUACUAUCAAGGAAAUAUGCAAGGUCCCUCGAUUCAAUCUCCUGAAUCAAUUCAACCAAUUCAACAACAACCUUUACCCCCGCCACCAUAUAUUAAUCCAUUUCCACAACCUACACAUGAUCAUUUGAUUGGUCAAGCUCCAUCACCCCCAAUUAGUCCAAGUGAACGUUAUUUAGUUGGAAAUUUAUCUGAAUCAUUUUCAUUUGAAGUUGCACCACAGUCAACAAAAGUAACAUAUUUAGGUUUAAAUGGUUAUUCAUUAUAUAUAAUUGGUAUGGGCUUUUCAAAUAAAUCAAAAUUUAUUUAUGAUGAACAAAAGAAUCGUUUAACUAUUCGUUCACUUGAUUCAACAACAGUUGGUUAUUAUUCAGCAGUCGAUUCUAAUUGGCAAACAUUUGUUAAUAUACUUACUGCUAUUGAUGUUUCUUCUCUGCAAAUUCAUAAUGCUCAUACUAGUGAAGAUAAUAAUGGUUCAUCACCUGUAUCUUGUUCUGUAUCAAUAAUACGUUCAACAUUUAAAUUACCUGAACCACCAUCAUCAUUAUCAUCAAAUAAUCUUCCUAUAUUACCACCAUUAUCUUUACCAUCAUCAUCAGGAACAUCAUCAUCAACAAUGUUUGCUGGUACUGAAAAUUUACCACGUCUUGAUUUAUUUAUAUCUACACGUACACCAUCAACAACAUUAUUAAAUAAUAAAAUUUAUAAUGAUACAUUAAAUGAACAAAAUUUUACACGAACAAUUUCAAUUCAACGUCCAUUAAGACGUGCUGAUCAUAAUGGAACAAUUCAAUGCCAAGUUGAAUCAAAUAAUAAUAUUAAUAUUUUUCUUAUUAAAACAGUUCCUAUUAAUGUUCAAUAUGGACCUAAUUUAGAAGCAGGUGCUUUACCAACUGUUAAUUUAGAAAGUGAAGCAUUAAAAAUAAUUGCAAUGGAAUGUCAAAUAGAAGGAAAUCCAACUCCAUCAUAUGUUUGGUAUGAAAUGUCAAAUAAUAAUAAUAAUAGUAUAUCAGGAAAUAUGAUGCCAUAUUAUGGUCAUCAAAAUCCUUAUGGACAUCAAUAUCCAUUAUUACCACCAUCAAAUAUACCAACAGCUGGAUUAAAUGUAUUUAGUACAACAAAACAAAUACAAAGAAUUUAUCAAAAUCCAGGACAACAUUCUAUGCAAUGUCAAGCACAAUCAAGAGGAAAAACAAUUAAACAAGAAUUUUUUAUUACAGUUAUUCCUUCAUCUACUGGAUUGAAAUCAGGUGUAGGUGCAGAUGGAACUCGUGGAAAAUCAUAUAAAAUUCCAAUGAUUAUUGGAAUAUGUAUUGGUGGUAUUUUAUUUCUUGUUAUUAUUGCUAUUAUAAUAGCAGCUAUUAUUUUUUUAAAACGUCGUAAAACUAAGACUAAUGAAAUACGUUUACCAUCUGAAAAAUUAUCAAAUGAUAAACAAGGAAAAAAUCGUUGGGGUCAUAAUAGUAAUUUACCAAUUGAUUAUACAAAAAAAUAUAAACAUGAAGUAUUAAAAGGUGAUUCAUCAUCAACAUCACAUUUAGUUGAAUCAACUGAAAGUAGUGCAAGUCAAGUUCCACCAGUACCAAAUCGUUCAUCAUCAAUGACAAGUACACAUUCAUCAUAUCGUCAAGCUCCUCCUCCUGUACCUGUACCACUUGCAUAUCAAGAAGCAAAUACAUUUCCAGGUUCUCGUCCACCACCACCACGAAGACGUUCAUAUACACCUGAUGAUGAUGAUGGUGAUGAUAUUGAUACUAAUUAUCAACAUCAUCAUUAUCAUAAUCCAAUACAAUUAAAAGAUCAACAAAAAAUAAUAAAUAGUGAUGCAUCAUCUGAAGAAGAUGAAUUACAACAGCAACAACAAAUAAAUAAUAUUACCGAAGAUUCAGCUUUUCUUCCGAAAAAAUUUACAUUUCGUGUGAAAGCCGGUCCUGGAGUGCCAAAAAAACCAUCAUCAACACAUAAUCAAAAAGAAUAUCAUCAACAACAACAACAUGGACGUCGAUUGAUAACACCACCACCACCUCAAAAAAUGGUCGUCCAUCAACCAACAACAGUACAUCAGGAUGAGAUGCCACCAUCUUAUCAUCAAGUGUCUAAUCCAUCUUCUUCAUCUACUGCUUAUGUGUAUCAAGAACCGACUGAAGUUUAA
This is a messenger RNA of Rotaria sordida, 2697 nucleotides long. The record is from the annotation of a GenBank genome assembly. Lineage: Eukaryota; Metazoa; Rotifera; Eurotatoria; Philodinida; Philodinidae.